Saccharomyces kudriavzevii IFO 1802 is the source of this 756-nucleotide messenger RNA. RefSeq names its product 40S ribosomal protein uS2 (gene RPS0B). Lineage: Eukaryota; Fungi; Ascomycota; Saccharomycetes; Saccharomycetales; Saccharomycetaceae. Gene Ontology annotation, cellular component: 90S preribosome; ribosome; cytosolic small ribosomal subunit. The transcript is spliced from 2 exons. Gene Ontology annotation, molecular function: structural constituent of ribosome. The coding region runs from base 1 to 756 and encodes 251 amino acids. Gene Ontology annotation, biological process: cytoplasmic translation; ribosomal small subunit assembly. The record is from RefSeq and is a predicted model, not a curated record.
AUGUCUUUACCAGCUACUUUUGAUUUGACUCCAGAGGAUGCCCAACUUUUGUUGGCCGCUAACACACACUUAGGUGCUAGAAACGUUCAAGUCCACCAAGAGCCAUACGUUUUCAAUGCUAGACCAGACGGUGUUCACGUUAUCAACGUUGGUAAGACCUGGGAAAAGUUGGUUUUGGCUGCUAGAAUUAUUGCUGCCAUUCCAAACCCAGAAGAUGUCGUUGCCAUCUCCUCCAGAACUUAUGGUCAAAGAGCUGUCUUGAAGUUUGCUGCUCACACUGGAGCUACUCCAAUUGCUGGUAGAUUCACCCCAGGUUCUUUCACCAAUUACAUCACCCGUUCUUUCAAGGAACCAAGAUUAGUUAUUGUCACCGAUCCAAGAUUAGAUGCUCAAGCCAUUAAGGAAGCUUCUUACGUUAACAUUCCAGUCAUUGCUUUGACUGAUUUGGACUCUCCAUCCGAGUUCGUUGAUGUCGCUAUCCCAUGUAACAACAGAGGUAAGCACUCCAUUGGUUUAAUCUGGUACUUGUUGGCCAGAGAAGUUUUGAGACUAAGAGGUGCUUUGGUCGACAGAACUCAACCAUGGUCUAUCAUGCCAGAUUUAUACUUCUACAGAAACCCAGAAGAAGCGGAGCAAGUUGCUGAAGAAGCUGUUGCCGAAGAGGGUGAAGAAGAAGAAGUCAAGGAAGAAGUUACUGAAGGUCAAGCUGAAGCUACUGAAUGGGCUGAAGAAAAUGCAGACAACGUUGAAUGGUAA